UGUGCAAUAAUUACAAAUCAAAAAUAAUUUGUUAAACAACUUAAGAAAAACGAAACUAAAUAUUAGUUUCAAUAAAUUUUUCUUGUAAAAUUUAACAAAGUUUAAGUAAAACAAAAACGCAACUUUUCGCCACCACUAAUAAAAUCGUUAAACGAUACAAAAAAAUAAAAAAAUAAUAAAUAUUUUUUCUUUCUAAAACUGUUAAUAAAAACAAUACCAAAAUUUUUGUCACAAUGAGCGUGUGUGAAAAUAGCAACUCAGUUGUUCAACAACAUCAGCAGCAAGUUCCGCCACAGCAUCUGCAACCGGCUCAACAACAGCAGCCCCAGCUGCAGCAACAGCAGCAAACUCAACAGCAAAGUACACAAAGUAUUGCUGAUUAUUUGGCUCAGCUACUUAAGGAUCGUAAACAGUUGGCUGCAUUCCCAAAUGUUUUCAAUCAUGUCGAACGUUUACUUGACGAAGAAAUUGCCCGUGUUCGUGCCUCACUAUUUCAAAUAAAUGGCGUUAAAAAAGAACCUUUAAUGUUGCCAGAACCAGAAGGAGCACCGGUUACAUUAAAUGAAAAAGUCUAUGUACCUGUCAGAGAACACCCAGAUUUUAAUUUUGUGGGUAGAAUUUUAGGACCUCGUGGCAUGACCGCCAAACAGUUGGAACAAGAAACAGGCUGUAAAAUUAUGGUCAGAGGCAAAGGAUCAAUGAGAGAUAAAAAGAAGGAAGAUGCUAAUAGAGGCAAACCCAAUUGGGAACAUUUAUCAGAUGAAUUACAUGUCUUGAUUACCGUCGAAGAUACAGAAAACCGUGCCAAAAUCAAAUUAAGUCAAGCUGUCGCUGAAGUACAAAAACUACUCAUUCCGCAAGCGGAAGGCGAAGAUGAGCUUAAGAAACGUCAACUGAUGGAAUUAGCAAUAAUUAAUGGCACUUAUAGGGAUACAACCGCCGUCAAAAAUGCAGCUCAAGUUUGUGAUGAAGAUUGGCGUCGUGUUGUAGCCGCUGCCUCGGCUGAUAAUCGUCUCUUGACCCAGGCCAGUCUGCCUGGUUUGGCUCAACAAAUGCGCGCCCCUACUGCUGCCCCACUGGGCGCUCCUUUAAUACUGUCACAGCGCAUGACAGUGCCCACAACAGCGGCGAGUAUAUUAUCGGGUACUGCAACACCUGCUAAUGCAUUUGAAAAUCCUGCUCAUGGCAUGAUUUUUGCUCCUUACGCCGAUUAUAAUCUCUACAAUACCGCCCUCACUGGAAAUCCUUUGCUGACGGAAUACGCAGAUCAUAGCGUAGGAGCCAUUAAACAACGACGUUUGGCGGCUAAUCGUGAACAUCCAUAUCAGAGAGCUGCUGUGGGGGUCCCAACUAAGCCAGGCUUUAUAGAGAUCCAAUAAAAGAAAAAACAAAUUG
Molecule: messenger RNA, 1395 nt
Organism: Lucilia cuprina (Australian sheep blowfly)
Lineage: Eukaryota; Metazoa; Arthropoda; Insecta; Diptera; Calliphoridae
Gene: how
Product: protein held out wings
Exons: 7
Coding region: 234-1379 (381 amino acids)
Biological process (GO): regulation of mRNA splicing, via spliceosome
Cellular component (GO): nucleus
Molecular function (GO): mRNA binding
Source: RefSeq, a predicted model, not a curated record